AUAAUAGUAAAUCCAAAAAUAGUUCUAUAAAAAAAGUUAAACCCUUUUCCCAAAAUUACUCCUCAACAGCUUCUACUUGUGGUAAAUUCAGAUUACCCCCUCAUGUCACUUCAAUUUUGAUGUAGCCUCGUUCAAAUUUUCAACCUUGAUAAACUCAAACAAACUCCCCCACCUUCAACUUUUUUUUCACUUAAUUCAAAUUAACCCUCAAACCUCACCCCUUCUUUGCCAGCUUUUCCAGUUGAAAAAACAAAACACACUCACCCCCACUUCAAUUAUUUAUCCUCUUCUUUCUCUCUCUUAUAACCUUCUUUUUCAGUCUCUCUGUUUUCCCCUGUUUUUUCCUUUCUUUCUUCUGCACUACCAAAAAUGUCAAACAAAUACCCAUAAAAUCUCCUUUUCUCACUAUCUCUCCUCCAUUCCCACAUUCCUUCUUUCUCUCUCUAAAAAACCCACAAAUUUCUUCCCAAAAAUCCCCCAAAAAAAACAGAGCAAAAACAGAGUAAAACAGAGCAAAAAUGGAAGCAUCUUCACCAAAAACUCAACUACCCAUUUCAACCCCAUCACCAAACCCACAAAAACUCCCAACAAAAAGAAACUUAAUCUCCUCUUUAAUGGAAGCAACAACUCUUCGUUCUCCUUCUUUCAAAGAAGACACUUAUUUCCUCUCUAAUCUCAAACCUUCUGAGAAGAAAUCUCUCAAUGAGCUCAAAUCCAAGCUUUCAUCUUCACAAUCCAAUCAAAACCCAUCAAUGUGGAACAUUCCUCUUCUCGCGGAAGACGAGAAAGCGGAUGUUAUCCUCCUUAAGUUCCUCCGAGCGAGGGACUUCAAGGUAAACGAAGCGUAUUCAAUGCUCGAGAAAUCGCUGCAAUGGCGAAAAGAGUUUAAAGCAGAUGUUGUAGUUGAAGAAGAAUUAGGGUUCAAGGAAUUAGAAGGAUUAGUUGCUUAUAUGCAUGGAUUUGAUAGAGAAGGUCACCCUGUUUGUUACAAUGCUUAUGGUGUGUUUAAAGAUAAAGAAAUGUAUGAAAGAAUUUUUGGGGAUGAUGAAAAACUUGAGAAAUUUUUGAGAUGGAGAGUUCAAGUUCUUGAAAGAGGGAUUAAAUUACUUCAUUUUAAACCUGGUGGUGUUAAUUCUAUUAUUCAAGUUACUGAUUUAAAAGAUAUGCCUAAAAGAGAACUUAGGGUUGCUUCUAAUCAGAUUCUCUCUCUUUUUCAAGAUAAUUAUCCUGAAAUGGUUGCGCGCAAGAUUUUCAUCAAUGUGCCAUGGUAUUUUAGCUUGUUGUACUCAAUGUUCAGCCCAUUUUUAACUCAAAGAACUAAGAGCAAGUUUGUGAUUGCUAAGGAAGGCAAUGUUGCUGAAACACUCUACAAGUUCAUAAGGCCAGAGGAUGUACCGGUUCAGUAUGGAGGACUGAGUCGACCUGGCGAUCUCCAGAAUGGCCCGGCGAAACCGGCCUCCGAGUUCACCGUCAAAGGGGGUGAAAAGGUUAAUAUUCAGAUUGAGGGCAUUGAGGCGGGUGCAACAAUUACAUGGGACUUGGUCGUUGGAGGUUGGGACUUGGAGUAUAGUGCGGAGUUCAUCCCGAAUGCCCAAGAUGGCUACACCCUUGCAGUGGAGAAGCCGAAGAAACUCAACCCCUCAGACGAUGCCAUCCACAACUCGUUCUUGGCAAAAGAGGCCGGGAAACUUGUGUUGUCUGUGGACAACACCACAUCACGGAAGAGGAAGGUUGCUGCCUAUCGCUAUGUCGUCCGCAAAUCUACACUAGCCUAGUGUGAUCCCUUGUGUAAAAUAACCCAAGUGUCCUAGAAUAUUUAGGUUUUGGUGGAGUUGUUUUGUUUGUUUGAGGUUAUUAACUAAUAGAAGUACUGCUUAUAUAAAUUAACUAAUGUUGUUUUUGUAUGGCUAUGCCUAUGAGAGUAUGAAUUUAUAUUAAUGCUAUAAAGUGGUAGUAUUAUUAUAGUUUUAACUUAGUGUAACUGUAUACUAGAGGUGUAUUAAUCUAGAUGCUUGUAUUAUCAUUUUUGGGGAGUUGAUUUUUUGGAAAUCGACAAUCCUUGGCUUCUAA
Molecule: messenger RNA, 2070 nt
Organism: Chenopodium quinoa (quinoa)
Lineage: Eukaryota; Viridiplantae; Streptophyta; Magnoliopsida; Caryophyllales; Amaranthaceae
Product: patellin-6-like
Exons: 4
Coding region: 519-1775 (418 amino acids)
Molecular function (GO): lipid binding
Source: RefSeq, a predicted model, not a curated record